AUGCGUCAGUAUUUAGGUCCUUCCGCUUCCCAGCUCGUCCAUCUUCUCAUUUUGAUCAUUGUCAACACUCUAACUCUCUUCCUCGUCUCGGUUACCUUCCUUCGCACCAUCUGGGGGCUUGGGGCUAAUGUUACCACUAUCGAGAGCUGGGAAAUUGAGCGCCACGAACAGCUACUCCGUCGAGCUCGCGCUCUCGGAGGAUACUUGGACGGUCCGGACGGUAUUCGAGUCAAGAUCGUCAAACAAGAAUUUCCCUAUGACAUAGGAAUUUGGAACAAUAUCGUCCAAGGAAUGGGGACAGCAAACUUCCUAGCUUGGUUCUGGCCAUUCUCUGCAACCCCAACGUCGAGCGGCUUGGUAUUCGAAACCAACGGCUUUGAGGACCCAGGCACAACAUGGCCGCCACCAGACCCUGACCGGAUGCCCCGACUUGAACGGCCGCUUGAGUCUGUGCACAAUGCAUUUGUUCACGAUCACAAUGCGUUCUCACCAAACGAUCAGAUGGAGGCGUUCAAACGGCGACAGCAGGCUGACUUCGAACUACGCCCGGAUUAUUACGGGGUUCAGAGACGGAAACCAUUUCACGACCGGUUCGAAGAGGAGAAUCUCGAGCCAGUGGAAGACGACUAUAUUGAUCUGGAUAAUGACGAGUCUUUGAGUGGAGAGGAAGGGUGGCAAGACUCUGGAGGAAACCGACUGAAAGAUUAUGGCGUCGACGAAGAUGUUGAGUUCUACGACGAAGACAGUGUUCCCAUUGCAGAGCUGUUGAGCCGGCGGAGAGAAGGGCGGCAAGGCCAGACCUGA
Molecule: messenger RNA, 804 nt
Organism: Fonsecaea nubica
Lineage: Eukaryota; Fungi; Ascomycota; Eurotiomycetes; Chaetothyriales; Herpotrichiellaceae
Exons: 1
Coding region: 1-804 (267 amino acids)
Source: RefSeq, a predicted model, not a curated record